AUGGAAGUAGCGCAGUACGAGAGCGAUGCAUCAGAUGGAGAAAUUAUUCAAGAACAACGUGCAGUAAAAGAAAAAAAACGCCGCCGUGGAAAGAAGAAAACCAAGUUUUGGAUUAUAGAAGAAACAUUUGAUAAUGCUGGUGAAGUAGAAGCAUCGAUUAAAAAUGAAUGGACCAAGCAUUAUACAAAUCACACUCAAGAUGUAAUUGGUCAAUCGAUUGUGAUUCGUCAUCAGUAA
Adineta steineri is the source of this 237-nucleotide messenger RNA. NCBI's taxonomy places the organism in Eukaryota, Metazoa, Rotifera, Eurotatoria, Adinetida, Adinetidae. The record is from the annotation of a GenBank genome assembly.